Molecule: messenger RNA, 1258 nt
Organism: Manduca sexta (tobacco hornworm)
Lineage: Eukaryota; Metazoa; Arthropoda; Insecta; Lepidoptera; Sphingidae
Product: transmembrane protein 60
Exons: 1
Coding region: 604-1011 (135 amino acids)
Source: RefSeq, a predicted model, not a curated record
AAUAUUAUAUAUAGAAAGGUAUUUAUGAAUUUAUGUCUUUGAUAAGAUCAAAGGAUCGAAUUUUGAAAUUUGAAAUGGGAUUUUAACUGAAUAUGACUACCUACCUAUCUAUCGUGAUCUAUAGAUUGAAUGUACGACUAGAAAUGUCAAAAGAUAAUGGAUUGACUAAAUAUUUGAAUUGAAAUAGGGAAAAAAGGAAAAAAAAUUGUACAAAAAAAAUUGGAUACUUGAACGAAUAUAAACUUAUGACUUGUCCCUGAAUUUUACCUCUAGGCUUUAAUAGUCUAGUUAACUGAAGAUUGAAGAUAUAAACUGAAGACAUUAAAUGGAUGUAAUUUACGAUGAGACAAGUUUACUUAUGACAUGGCAGCAUGGUCUCUGACCUUAGCCGGUUCCCUGAGGAACGAAAGGAAAAAAAAAAAAAGGAGAUCAGAAUGGAGAUUCUUUUGGCUAUUUGUUGUUGAUUUGAUUGUUGCAAGUUGCAAAUAUUUUAGUUGCACGUUGGAUAAAUGCCAAGAAUUGAUCUAUUUAUAAUAAAAGGGAAGUCCACAUAUAGCCAUCUCCGAAACUAUAUUGCGGAAUUAGAAAAUCCAAUUAAUUAAAAUGGCUAUACUGCAUCGUGCAUUGUUUACGUGGUUCAUAUUUUUAGUAUUUCUAAUAUUGCUAUGUCUUAGAUUAGAAUCAAGAACACAUUGGAAUUGGUUUAUUGUUUUUAUACCUAUGUGGGUUUACGACAGCAUACUUUUGAUAUACGUGUUGUUUCAUAUGGUGUCCCAUUGCAGAAAUGGAAUAGAAAGAUUCCGAGGGACUAUUAACAAAAAUGUUUGGUACAUCGCUGCUAUAGGCCUGAAAAUGGCAGCACAAAUCAUAAUUUGUAUUAAACUGGAAUACAGCAAAGUAAACCUACCGAUUUAUGUAGUAAUGACACCAAUUUGGAUGCUCCUACCAGUGUUAUGCAUAGAAGUGUUUAUGCAUUUAAUCAAACAUUCCAGUGGAAGCAGUAGAUAUUAAAAUAAAAUGUUAAACAACCUCCACACUGAGUGUAUUGAACCAUUUUUAUGUGUAGUGAAGUAGGAACAUGUGACUUCAUGACGGUGUUUGAAUGUGUGAGAUAAAAUUAAACUUGGCACCUAUUCAUUGACGCUGGGUUGUUUGCACAUGUCAAAUUUUCAGUGUUGGCGUCAGAAACCUUGGUGAUAUAACAACAUCAUCAGACUACACAAAAUUUCAAAAUGUCUUCAUUCGCAGACAGUAUUCC